Molecule: messenger RNA, 147 nt
Organism: Penicillium oxalicum
Lineage: Eukaryota; Fungi; Ascomycota; Eurotiomycetes; Eurotiales; Aspergillaceae
Exons: 1
Coding region: 1-147 (48 amino acids)
Source: RefSeq, a predicted model, not a curated record
AUGUCAGGUACCAAAGGCAGGAAUCAAAAAGAGUAUGAUAUUUCAAGUGUAAGGAAUCUGACUGUAAAGACUGUCCUGAAUCCUCCGUCCAAACUGUUGUUCAAGUAUGAUGAUGAUGCCGGAUCCCGCAAGCUAGGUCCUAGAUAA